Exophiala bonariae is the source of this 219-nucleotide messenger RNA. RefSeq lists its product as uncharacterized. NCBI's taxonomy places the organism in Eukaryota, Fungi, Ascomycota, Eurotiomycetes, Chaetothyriales, Herpotrichiellaceae. The record is from RefSeq and is a predicted model, not a curated record. The transcript has a single exon. Bases 1 to 219 code for a protein of 72 amino acids.
AUGGAUUUUCAAGUAUCUCAGAAGCUACAUUCAACGCACGCGACUGCCAGUGAUAGUAUCACAACAAAUUCCGUGCUGUGGCUCACUCUACACUACCAAGACAGCAUGAUCAACAUUAACGACUGCGACUGGGAAGCUGAUCAGAACGUGGACCGUCAAUUUGCGAUCGAGAUCGCAUUCAAUGCCGUGGAUGUCGAGAACAUAUGUUUCUACGACUAG